AUGUCUUCUUCUGACGAGAAGUCCGAGACUGGUGGUAGCGACAAGACCCCCACCCCAAUGGGCAAGUCAGACGUUGCGUUUACAGUUUCCGAUGCUCGUUCUCGCUUCGCGCAGGCCAAAAGCGGCGGCGAUGUGUCUUCGGGUGGCUUCGCUGCACGUGCUCAGGGUGCUGGCGAUUGCAACGCCAACGCUGGCAGCCAGCAGGGUACCGGAGAAAAGAAGUGA
This is a messenger RNA of Alternaria postmessia, 225 nucleotides long. RefSeq lists its product as uncharacterized. Lineage: Eukaryota; Fungi; Ascomycota; Dothideomycetes; Pleosporales; Pleosporaceae. The record is from RefSeq and is a predicted model, not a curated record. The transcript is spliced from 2 exons. Bases 1 to 225 code for a protein of 74 amino acids.